Molecule: messenger RNA, 29388 nt
Organism: Podarcis lilfordi (Lilford's wall lizard)
Lineage: Eukaryota; Metazoa; Chordata; Lepidosauria; Squamata; Lacertidae
Source: the annotation of a GenBank genome assembly
AUGGAGAGGCGAGGCUGGGCAGGGCGCAGCGCGGCCGUGGCUUUGCUGGCUGCCUGGAGCGCAGCCGUCCUGCUGGCCCGGGCGGAGAGGCAGUUCGUCAACGAGUGGGCAGCCGAGAUCCCGGGAGGUCCGGCGGCAGCCCAGGCCAUCGCCGACGAGCUGCAGUAUGAAUUUCUGGGGCAGGUAAGGCUCCCCGCUUCCCUCCCCACUCCACCCCUCUCCCACCCCAUUGCGCAAAGCAGGCAAGUUUGUUUCUCCCGCUUUCCCGAAUAGGAACCCGGCGGCGCGCGUAAUUGACAAGCGAUGCCAUUGACUAGCAGCUGGAGAUAGUGGCUGUGCGCUAAUGGCUCUGUUGCUGAGACAGAGCUACACACGUCACGUGCUCCUUUCUAGACACUGACUCCCUUAAGCAAGGAUUUCUCAUGCUAUUAUUAUUAUUAUUAUUAUUAGGGAGUGGUAGGUGGGUUUCCUAGCUCAGGAUGGCGAGUUCUCCCUCCAUAUGGCAAACACAGUCUCCGGGGAAAGUCCUCAGAGUUCCCAAGCUUUCUUUCCUGCCACAGGAUUCUUUGCUUUUCUAUGCACACCACUGAAUAAUAAUAAUAAUAAUAAUAAUAAUAAAUUUAAACAGAGUUGAGGAAAUGACUUUAGGGAUAGCACACUCCUUUGCCUUCUGCGAGAGGUGGCUUUCUCGGGGACAAUACCAAACGGAGUGGAAUCGGCAGCAGGCGCUGGGAAUUGCAACUCAGGGGAAACGAGGAAUGCUUCCUCCUCGGAAGCCCCCGCAAGGAGACCUUCCUUGCUUUGCAUUAACCCCUACAGCUCCCCAAGGCGAAGGUGGAAUGCCUUUAGCUGGGGUUCCGACCUCAGGAUCCGUUUCAAUUGCCAGGAUUGAAACGAGAGAGAAUUCAACAAUCGAGAGAAUUCAUAAUUCCCCAGGGAUGGGUGAAGCAGUAUGCAGAAGGAAAAUGCGUGUGCAGAGUACUUCCCCCAUCCUUCUGAGUAACCACAGACAUCUGGGUUUAUGCAGGAGGAAGCCGUCAUUCCGUGGAGCGAGCUUUCAGACAAAGAAUGAGCUCUGUCUUUCUUUCUUCCCUCCCUCCUCCUUUGAUAAAGUUCUACCAGCCCAGAGCAUUGAAACCACUUGCCGUUUCUUUCCGCAAACCCUCUGCUCUUAGGGACAUAUUUGUGCCUCCGUGGUUUGGUGAAGGUGCCAUGUGGAUUGAACAAGAGCAAUCCUACACUGUAUCCUAAAAGUUAACAGCGCCAGGUGUUUUCCACAAUCUCCUCUCCCUUCCCUUCCCUCCAGCCCACCUCCUCCCCCCGUCUGUCAUGCCAUGACGUCACUGUUGUCAGGGAUGAGUAACUUCAUUUACGUAAUAGCAACCUUGCCCCGUUAUCUAAUUGUAGAGUUUCCUACCUGUAUCCUGUACCCCAGCAGUUGACUCCAGUAGUGCAGAAACCAAACCCCUCUGAUCUGGUUUCUAAAGAAACAGCCUAAUAUGUCUGUGUGUUAGUCCAGUGAUGCAGAGCAUGGAGAGGGUGGAGAUCAAAGUCUAACAUCUGCUUUCUCUUUUAUGAUCCUCACUUACCUCUUAUGCUUGAAACAAGCUCCGUUGUCACUGCUGGAAGCAAAUUUAACUCCCCGCGCCCCCAUAAAAGUAGUGCUGACGAACUGCUGUGCUGGCAAAUAGAAGUGCAUAGGAUCUGAUUCACUGCUGUAUCCUGUGUCCUUGUGUCAGCGACACAAGCCUACCCCAGCCUGUUUGUUACACAGCAGUGGGUGUUGACAAUAUUGCAUUGGCAACGACUCAGACCACCCAAUGAAGCAGAACAGAGGCACCCAGGAAUACAGCGUAAUGUCGAGAUGAGCAAUGAGGGGCAAUGUAGCCCAGGCAGUGCUGUAGCUGGGGGGGCUAGCCAGUUUUUUUUGCCCCUGGUGAAACCUCCAGAGGAGCGUCAUUGAGGCUCCCAGCCUGCCUUUGUGUGUGUCUGUGUGUGUGUGUAAUACACAAAUGUGUGGGGGGGGUGCCAAACUGGGUCUUUGAUCUGGGUGAAAUAAAGCCUAGUUUUGCCCCUGAGUCCAGGUCCAGAGACCAUGCAAUGAGCUUUUGCACCCCAACUGAGUCAGCUACUUUGGCACAAUCUAGGGCAGUGAACUGUUGCAAAGAGAUUGCAACUGAUAGGGAGCGUGGCAGAGUUAAAUGCCCCCCUUGUUUUGCAGAGGGUUCUCUCUACCUGAGAAUAAGCCACUGUGAAUUUUUGUAGAUAUGCACAUCUCAUGGCCAGGUUUCCUAUUUACAAGAUCAACUGAUUCAUAGGCACUUCGAUACUCCCCUCCUGUCAGAACUUAAUUUGAGUCAGCAAGUGUCUCUGAUUGCAUGGCCAUAGCUCAUUCCUGGAGCUUGUCAAGUAAUAAUAAAGAAAAGUCUGCCUUUCUUUUGCCACGUAUAUAUCUUGAUUUGGAAGGCAGGCUUUCUAGCUCGGAGGGUGUUGCUCCAAGCCUGUCAAGAACUGCUUUGGCACCUCUUGUUUUAGAAAUUUUGAUUUGUUUAUUUUAAAUAUUUCCGCCUUGCUAAAUUUCCCAAAGAUCUAAACAUGGCUAAUACAUGGGAGUUGCUGUUUGUAAUGCAUUUGGACUUCAAGUAGUGGUGGACAUUUGCAAGCACUCUAAUGAAGAUGUGUAGUACUUAGAUUGCUGCUGCAUUAAAUGGGAGGCAGUAAUGUUGCUCUGAGAUGAAGCUAACAGGGGUGACAUGUUAUAUGGCCCAGGUCCUAGUGCUGUAAAUAUGGUAGGGGCUGCCAUCAGCAGUAAACCACUUCCACAUGGUAGGAGGUCCACGACACAGCCCCAACACCUAUAGCUGGCUCUGGCAAAUGUUUGCCAGAUCCACUGGGGGCAGUGGCCCUAGCAUGGCUAUUUACUAACUGCUGGCAGGCUUAUAUGCGGAAGCUGAGUAGAACAUUACAGUGGCUACCUGGAGCCCCAGAAGUGAUUUCAGUGGCAACCAACCUGUGUUCAUACUGCCUGAAUCAGGCAACAGUUGUAGCUCUAGGAGCUCACAUUUCCUGUUCCAAUUAAAAACCCGGUAAGAAUUGUUGCUGAGCAGAACUGAAACUAGGCUCAUUUAGUGCUUGACAGAAGGCAGAAUCACUCAAGCUCUUAUCUCUGUUUUAACACUUCCUGUAUUAUGCCACUAGCUGGGUAGUUUCUAGGCAUGCAUUGAUCACCUCUCCUCCAUCUAGAUUUCCAUAUGAUUCCUAACAUUUGCUCAUAAUUGCAAUUAAAUGGCUGGAGUCUAAGACCUGCUACUGUUGCAGCCAGUGUGCCAGGAAUUUUAAAACAGAACCACGCAUGCCAGGCCAUUACAACCCAACAAAUAGGAGUUAUGUUUCUGGUGCCACCUUAGCAAAGGGAAUUAGAUCUCCAUCCAUGCUGAAAAUAAAACGCACUCCCUGUCCUGACUCCUGAACGACCAUAUUUGAAUAAGCUCCAAGAUUUAGUCCUGCUUUUCUGGCCAAGUAAAUGUCCUCUCAGAAUUCUGCAUACCAUGUAACAUGAGUUCCAACUGCCAGAACACAAAGUAGGAAAAAUGAGGAUUCUAAGCAAGCCAGAAUUUGUAAAGCUGCUGCACAAGAUCACUGUGGCAUUGCAGAAGCAGGCUAUUUCAGCAUAGCAAUGCAAACAAAACUACCGUAGACAUUUCUACCAAUUAUCAUUUCGGCGAUGAUCACUUGGUAAUGAGAAGUGGAGGGCACUGAACAUGUUGCAUUCAGGCCGACAGCCAUUCCAUAUAUCAUUUGCUCUAAUAUCCCCGAGAUGAGCAAGACGACAAUAUACUGGGGGAAAUCAGUGUUAUGGAGAAAGAAUGGGAAAUGAUGAAAUGAGCUGUGGGGAAUCCAAGAAGUGCUGUCUAAUGAAAUCCAGAGCAAGGCCAUUGGAUAAGAGAAAAGCAAGGAAGACAGAGUGGAAUACAUCAUGAGGUGGCUGUGCUCUGCCUCCACAGUUGAAGUCAGCAAUGUAUCUGAGUACCAGCUGCUGCGAAAGGGACUCGGGUGGUGCUGUGGUCUAAACCACUGAGCCUAGGGCUUGCCGAUUGGAAGGUCGGCAGUUCGAAUCCCCGCGGUGGGGUGAGCUCCCGUUGCUCGGUCCCUGCUCCUGCCAACCUAGCAGUUCAAAAGCACGUCAAAGUGCAAGUAGAUAAAUAGGUACCACUCCGGCAGGAAGGUAAACGGCGUUUCUGUGCGCCGCUCUGGUUCGCCAGAAGCAGCUUAGUCAUGCUGGCCACAUGACCCGGAAGCAGUACGCCGGCUCCCUUGGCCAGUAAAGCAAGAUGAGCGCCACAACCCCAGAGUCGGUCACGACUGGCCCUAAUGGUCAGGGGUCCCUUUACCUUUACCAGCUGCUGCAAACCACAGAAGGGGAGGGUGCUCUUUUACUCAUGUCCUGCUUCUGGGUUUCCCACAGGCAUCUAGGAGCCAUGGUGGGAACAGGAUGCUGGGCUAGAGGGGCCUGAUCCUGUUUCAUGUGAGAGAUAUAUAUAUUCUUUACAUUUCAAAAUAUUCAUUUAGACAGCCUUAAAUCAAUGACUUCCCUUCUUCUCUUUCCGUGGUUCAUUUUGCAUACCACACACCCCUGCAUAUUUUGCAUGAACUAAACCAUUCAGUAAUCCAUUGCUACAUCCAUCAAAACUUAUUUACACUGCUGAAUUUAUCUUAAUGCUACCAGCGUUUUUAAAUGAACACAAUUUUCACCCACAUAUUCAGUAAACAUUUUCCAGUCUUCUUUAAACGUAUGUUCUUCUUGUUCUCUUAUUCUAUAUGUUAAAUCUGCCAGCUGUGCAUAUUCCAUCAGCUAAGUUGCCAUUCUUCUUUAGUUAGGACCUCGCUUGUUUUCCAUUUUGGGACUAGCAAAACACGGGCUGCAGUAGUAGCAUACAUAAAUAAGCUUUUUUGACACCUGGGACCCCUUUGUGUUUGAAUCUUUCAGUUCCAUAUCUAUCAUCUAUCCAUCUGUCUAUCUGGAACUGAAAGAAUUCAAACAGGGUCUGAUAAGGAGAAGCCUGGGCAAAUGAAGGUAGGCAAAUGCAUAUACAUGUCCUCAGCCUUUGUUUGGGUUGAGGAUAAGGAUGGAGAAGUCCUAUGCUCUAAACAAAAAGCACCUAACAGUUAAUCGUCUGUACACAUAGAUGGGUAAUAGAGUUGGAACCUAUUUGUUCCUUUUAAUUCUAAGAAAAAUCCUGUCCCCUGUGCAUAUUUUCAACACAUUGCUCUAUUCAAGACACAUUACUAUUAGUUUUAAAACAGUGUAUGUUGACAAUUAUUCACGUGUUUAAUUGCUUGGAAAAUAUUGGUGGAGACACAGUUCUGCUCCCACAGUCUUUGCACUUCUGCUUUUGAAUAAAUAUUUUAUCCAGCAAAAUUUAAUGUUCUUAUAUUCGAAGCAUUUCUGGGAAAUUCCAAUUAUCCGUUGCUAUUGACUGUUUGCUCCCUGUGGGAAAAUAUCUCAGAAAUCAUCCUGUGUAUUGCAGAUUGGAUCACUUGAAAAUCAUUAUCUAUUUAGACAUAAGAGCCAUCCUAGAAGGUUGCGAAGGAGUGCUACUCACAUCACAAAAAGACUCUUGGAUGAUCAACGCGUAAGUAUUGCAUUUGCAGUUUCCCGGACACUGCAAUACUGAAUACAUUUACAAGGGAAUAAGCCCCCAUGAACCCAGAUGGGCUUACUUCUGAGCAAACAUACAUAGGAUUGCCGUCUCCUCCGGCCUUUAAUUUAUUUAGUAAAUUCAUAUCUCCCCUUUCCUCAAGGAGAUUAAGGGAUUGCCCAUGGUUCUCUUCAACCAUUUUUAUCCCUACAACAAUCUUGUGAGGUAGGUUAGGCUGAGAAACACUGCCUGGCUCAAAGUUACAUGGGGAGGUCCACAGCUGUCAGAGUUUGCUCUGCUGGUGUCAAGUGGCCCACCCACCCUCAGUUUAAGGUACAGAAGCUGACUGGACCGACAGUUGAAUCUUAGGCCCCAAGUUUACCAUGAUACCACUUUAAACAGUCAUGGUUUCUCCCAAAGAACCCCCGGAACUGUAGUUUGUUAUGUGUCCUGAGAGUUGUUAGGAGACCUCUAUUCCACUUAUAUAGCUUCAGUUCCCAGAGUUACCUGGGAAGAGUGAUUGCUUGUUGAAUACUCCAGAAACUGCAGCUCUGUGGUGGAAAUAUAAGUCUAACAAAUCGCAGAACUCUUAAAAAAAACCACAGUUCCUAGGAUUCUAUGGAGGAAGCCAUGAGUGUUUAAAGUGACAUGAAACUCCUUUAAAUGUUGCAGAUAGGGCCUUAUUUCAGCUCUGGCAAUGGGAUGUUAUCCUCCACAGCACUUGAGGGCAGCAGGCUUGCUUAGCAGAUGCCCAACAGGCUGUGUGGCACAUACACCUCUGAUUUCCGACAGGUGGAAGUGACCAGGUGGCUCAGGGGAGCUGCUUCCUCCUGGUAUCUGCUGCCUAAUGGUAGGGCCAGCCCUGAAUGUAGGAGAGUGAAACAGACUGCUGAAAUUUAUGGCAAGUAGAUAAUGUUUGCAUAGUAGGGCUUGCCUCAUGGUGUCAAUGUCAAGAUUUGCCCCACAAAAGGGUGAAAAAUAUAAUCAUCAGAAAUUUUGGGAUUCAUUGAGGAACUAGCUCAAGGGGAGUCUCUGGAAAUUGGCAGAGCUCAACAACUUGCCAAAAAACAACAACUUUUGUGUCUGGGUUGUCAUUUUUUAAAUAUGGCAACCUUACUUAAAAUGCAACAGAAUCCUUGCUUUUUAAAGGUGAAGGAAGAGGGAAGUUGUGAUGACAGUGCAAAUUCUAAGAAGCAAAGUGUUAGCAAAUGAGAAGGUCCAGAUCUUGAUGUAGAAUCUUGGCCAGCAGUUUGACAACUGGCUACUGGAAUUAUGUACUUAGGAAACAAGACAAAAAGCAGAUGUGUGUCAGAUAGCAAAGGGCAACAUAGACCAGCUGAUUGUUGAUAUCUUAGUUCUUGGUAUAGCCACUGGGAAAUCAAUUGGGUGUAUGUUAUUUUGUUUAUACCACAGCAGCUUCUCUGUCGUGUCUCUCCACACCGGGGGUGUAACCUGUAACAGCCUACAAAGUGGAGAGUGUUCACACCACACCAGAUGUCUUGGUGACAUCGUCAUCAGACAUUAUGGCAAUCGCUCACAUCCUCUGGGCUUUCUCAGCAACUCUUUCCCCAUUCCCAGUUCAAUGCAGAACUGGAUUCAGCCAACUGAGUUCUCUCUUGCUGGGGAGAGGGGGAGAAGCUUUGUGUAUUCUGGACUCUAUCCUGUGCCCACUUUGAGCCCAACUGUGCUCCCAAUUACAUCACCAGCAGCUCAACUGGGUCUGAAUCCCCUCCUUGCAUUGUGAGACAUAAACCUACUUGCCUGACUAAUGCAGCAGUGUCUGCUGUUUCUGUUUGCUGAGUCAGUGGCAGAGACAGAGUGAGAUCUCUGCCUCUUCUCUCCCCACUUUCUCUCCUGCCCACUCCUUCCUCUUUGGUUCUUGAAAUACCGCUAUGGCAAAUUGCAGGCCCUAGGAAUGCCGGGAAAUGCAGGUUUUGUGACAUCCCUGUGCUAGCAUUUCAAGUAUGAAGGUGAAAGGAAAUGAAAGGGAGUAAGACUUUCCUUGCUGCCAUCACUGCAGCCACAGCCAGAUAUAUAGGUAGGAAGAGAAGUUCUUUUUCAGCUUGGAUUGUAACCUGAGCCGCCAAAGAACUAUGGGGCUGGGGUGGUUGGUUCAGUUCAGUAUAUUCUAGUGUGCUUUACAAGCAUGGCAGAUUUGCCUUCCAAACUGGAUCAUUGCAAAGUUCAUUGGCAUCAAUGUUUUCCAUGUGAAACUUGGUGCUACACAUGAAAUAAUCAGCAGGGAGAUCCACUUUGCAUAAUAGGAAUGGGUGUCAGUUAAGUAACCUGCCCUCUGCCCCUCAAACUACUAUCUGUCGAAAUUGAGCACUUAUCAGAAUGUGGUCCUCCAGGCUUUGUAUAUGCAAAGGCUUGGUUGCAGAAUUUGUUUUCAAUAUUAGAGGUCAACUCUGACAUGUGUGCAGUGCAAUAUUAAUUACAUUUGCACUAGCGGCAGCUGCUGAAGAAGGCCUGCUUCCUGGCUCUUGCUACAACCUUUUGCAAACAGGGUUAUGCCUAAUCUGCAAAGAUAUAUUACAACAUGAAAUAGAGCAUGCCUGUCUGCGAUUUAAUGCAAAUACCCUUUGCUGGGAUAGUUCAGUUGGUAGAGCAGGCUUGAAUUACCUUUUAGAAAGAAAAUACAGUAUGUUGAGUUAGAAUCAUUUAAUAUAAUUUCCCUAAGUAAUAAACCACCAUAUGCCAAGACUAAACAACAACAACCCAGCAACCUAAAAAAAUAAAAAUAAUUAAACCUAUCUUCCAGUAAGUAGGAUGCUCUUAAUGCUUCCAUAGACAGACAUGCUAAAUUAAAUAGGGUGUAGUCCUCUGUCAUUAAUGCUCUUAUUCUAUUAUAUAUAAUUAUUAGAUGUGAUCUAAUAGUAACAGUUUUCUUAAUAUGGAGAUUUGCAAUGAGAUGUAGUUACAGGGCCAGGUGGAAGAGCAUAUGGACUGUGAAUAAACAACUUUGAUACUGGUAUAACAAGAGAGUAUAUCUCCCACAUUCACUGCUAUAAUUGUUUUUAGUUCACACAGCUAAAUGUUAAACUGUAGCUCAUGGAUAAGGUUUUUUUUUUAUACAUAUGAGUGAGUCUUGUUGCUUAAAAAAAGGAAAGAGAUAAUUUUCUGUUACUGAUGUGCCAAAAACCUGUAUGCCUGUUUCUAAAAAAAAAGCUUUCUUCCCCUCUGAAAGAGGAUUCUGUUUUUCUACUUCACUUUUGGAGUGCUUUAGAAUUUCAGCAGCUGUGUUAUCAUUGCCAGGUUGAUCUGGGUGCUUUUCUUUCCAUUAAAUAUUUCUCCAGUUCUCAGCAGCCUCCCCAGUGGCUUGCACUUCCAGGUCUGGAAAAGUCCCUUGGGCAUCAUCCCUGGAUUUUAAUUAAAGUGUGGGAAGCUGGAGAGGCUGUGGAGAUCAGUGUGCUUGUUGGUGUUGUUUUUAAGGGAAGUUCUUCCUUUUACCUUAAAAAAUAUAUAUCCACACUGAUUUCUCUACAAUUAAAAAAGACAUAAAUGUUGUGAGUCUAAAAUGCGCCUCUGAGAUUCUUAAAAAAGGGGUGGGAUAGAAAUGCAAUAAAAAUAGUUUGGUGCACUAAUAAUAAUAGUAAUAGUAAUAAUAAUAAUAAUAAUAAUAAUAAAACCUCCAGGUUCUUUAUAGAUGUUGCUAUUGGCAAAUAUAUUCCAGGUGUCUUGGGCAGAACAACAGUAUGAAAAGAAGAGAAGUAAGCGUUCGGUAUUGCGGGACUCAGCAGAAAAUCUUUUCAAUGACCCCAUGUGGAAUCAACAAUGGUAUCUGGUAAGAGCUUGCAUUUAUAUGUAGACUCUACAUGUCUUAAGAAAAGUCAAAAGUCAUCUAUGAACUGCGGUGCAACCAUUUUAGGCUGCAAGCCUAAACACCCUUCGUAGGGAGCAAGUGCCAUUGCACUGAACCAAGUGGGACUUACUUUUGAGUAACGAUCCAUAGGAUUGCACUGUAUGAGACAUGCAAGGUAUUCAACUCUUGACAAGCAAUUUUCUACUCCUUCUACUCUCAGCUUCCAAAUUAUAAGCAUAGUGCACAAGAACUUUUGCAAAAUGUUUUCACUUUUUGAGAUGGAUUUUUCUUUUCUCUAAAAAGUCUCUUAUUGCUUAUGUCACUGGCCACUGACUACCAACUAUUCCCCCCCCCACACACACACAUUCAGGUUCUGAAAAUGGAAAAUUCAACAGCUAUCAAAGAACAGACUGGUGGUUUGGAAUAAUCUCUCGACUGCAAUUGUUAGAAUAAAAUGCAUUGAAGUUGCAAUCAGAAGCUAACUAAGCGAGAAGGAAGGCACUUCCACUCACACAUUGAGGGGCGCAAUUUCUGCCAACGCUUCCCUCCAUCAGCAGCCCAUUGUGCCAUACCCCACACUCUGUGCUACUGUGACACAGAGAAUGGGAAAUCCCAUCCCACAAGUGAACAUGAUUCCGACCCAACAGACUUUACUUAUGAGGAAAGAAGAUCAGGCUACCAGGCUACAAUUUACAGCGUGCUUACUGGGAGCCAAAUCCCAUUAAGUAUGAUAUGACUUGUUUUUGCUUAAGAUUGGGAAGUACAUUGCAAGAAUUAUUGGGCAUAAUCCAAAGUUAAGCCCUGCUGAUCUGACUGGAGAACAGGAAAGCACAUCCUUUGCAAGCAGAAAUUCACAGGUUCAAUCCCCACCUUCUCCAGGAAUAUAUAUAAAUGUAUUAUCCUUUAUUUUUCCUAGCAAGACACAAGAAUGACUCCGUCUCUGCCAAAAUUGGAUCUCCAUGUUAUUCCUGUGUGGCAAAAAGGGAUUACUGGGAAAGGUGUUGUCGUUACAGUGCUUGAUGAUGGCUUGGAGUGGAACCACACCGACAUUUAUAUUAACUAUGUGAGUUUUAUACUUCAGCAAUCAGUCAGUUAUUAUUUACCAAUGGAGUGGCUAGACUCUUGGGGCUUGGAUGUGGAAAAUGAGUUUUAUCUCUCUGCUCAGCAAUGAGGCUCACUGGGUGACCUUCAAGUCACUCUCUGUCUACCUGAACUGCCUCACGUAGAUACGUAUUGUGAGGAUAAAAAUGAAAUCCUUCAGUAAAGGCUAGGAGAUUACAAAGAUGACAAAUAAAGUUAAACAAAUUAAUACUGAACAAUAGUUCAGUGUCUCUCGUGAGCUUGUGUGUGUGUGUGUGUGUGUGUGUAAAUAUAAAAAAAAACUGUUAGAAAAAACUAACAGGAGUAGUCACUAAAAUAUAAUAUCAGUGCUAUUUUUCUAGAAAAAGAGGUGCUGGGACUCACGAUGAACACCUCCCUUGUUCUCUUAGAAUGGCAGUGGCAUCUAACUGACAGGUGCCAUAACUGAGUUCCGGCAAGUUCCAGCUGAAGAAAAGCCCUGUAUAUUAUCAUGCUACUGCAAUUGCAAAAUAAAUAAAUAAAUAAAUAAAUGGGGGUGUUUUCAAAACGUUAGAAUUAAUUUAAUUCCGCUGCCUCAGCAAUUUUAGAAGUGUUCUGUAUCCAUCCUCUUCCUUUGUUUCAUUUUUCAACUUAGGAUCCUGAGGCAAGUUAUGAUUUCAAUGACAAUGAUCACGAUCCAUUUCCUAGAUAUGACCCAACAAAUGAAAACAAGUGAGUAACGACUUGCUGUUUCUCUCUUUAAUAUAUGCUGAUAAUCUCUGUAAAACAAAUCUUGAUAGCUGACCCUUGGUGAACUUUGGCCACUUUCAUAAUAUGUACGGUGCUAUUUAAAUGAACUAGCGCAGCGGUGGGAAACCAUUUUUCUGCUGAGGACUGCAUGAUGGCUGUCAGCAGGGAUUGAGCCAAAAGUGAGUGUGAGCAGAUCCAAAAGUGGUUGGCUGCACCCCUUGUUCUCCCUUUUUCUCCAUAUGAACCAACCCAGAACCUGCAAUCAUCAUCCAAGGCCCUUCUUCAUAUGCUUCCUCCGUGAGAGGUCUGGAAGGUGGCAACACGAGAAUGGGCCUUUUCUGUGAUGGCUCCCCACUUGUGGAAUGCUCUCCCAGGAAGGUUCACCUGGUACCUUCAUUACAUAUCUUUAGGUGCCAGGCAUUUGCCCCAGGCCUUUGGCUAAUUAAACAAUCUAUAGCCUUUAAACUCUCGGGGGGGGGGGGAGUUAUAGUUUUUGUUUGUUACUGGACUACAAUACCCAUAAUCCCUGGCUAUUGGCCCUGCUAUCUGGGGCUGAUGAGAAAUGUAGUCUAACAUCAUCCAGUCGCAGGCCACAGGUUCCCCACUCUGUUCUAGCCAAUCAAAUAUGGUUUUUCGGCAGGCUGGACCUUGAAUGAUGGUUUGAGAGGUCCAGGGCAAGGAGAAUUGGCUCAUUUCAAACAUGGAGUCCAUCUCAAGUAGUUGUUCCAAGCCAAUUAGAAGGCCAGUUUGUAGUGGCACAAUAAGGAACUUACACGAUGGUUCACCAGCCUCUAUCAGGCAAAAAUGAUAUUUCAUUUACUACAUGGAUGCUCUUAUAACAGAAAUAAUAUCACCGGAGUAGAAGGUUUUCAACGGAUUAAUGUUUCAAGCCUUUUGAAAAUCCAUCACUCGGCUUCUCUGCAGCAGUUAUAGGCAAUGGGAGACCAUUAUCCUCCAAUUCAAAUGGCAUUAUCUCUAAAAUCUACCAUUUCUGCAUAACAUCAGCUCUUUAUUAAUAUGUAAAUGGAAUUCAGACUGGCAGCGUUCAUCAGCUCAACUGCAUACAAAGCUGUACUACUAAAUAAGGCAGCUUUUCAUCUACGGAAGGUGAGCAAUCAUAUAGAACACAUCAUAGAAAACAUGUUACCAUUUACCCUGGGACUGGCAACAAGGACAAGCCAUACAUAUAAAUUCUGUUUUCUUCCUCCUAGAUACCUUGGUAUCUUGUGUACUGGAAACAAGGCAGGCUUUGCUUUAUAGUAUUUCCAUUUUUCCACUUGAGAAAUUAGGUUUGCCCUUGGAAUUAAUUCAUUAAAAUUGACUUAUCAUUCAAAUGAAUGGCAAUGGCCGUAUACUGCAAUCUGAUACCUGUGGGCUCCAUUUGAAUCUGAUACAUUCAAAUGAAUAAUCAUUCAUAAUAAUAGUUGUAAAUGAUCGGUGUGGACUUGUGGGUUUUGUUGCAGACAUGGAACACGGUGUGCAGGAGAGAUCGCCAUGCAAGCCAACAACCUGAAAUGUGGAGUAGGAGUUGCAUACAAUUCCAAAGUUGGGGGUAAGAAUCCAACAUAGCAAUUCAAUUUUAAUAGAGUUUUCCACCCCUGAUGUGCUCGAGGUCUGAGCAAAGGAAUAGUAAAUGGAGCAACAUGUAUUGGCAAGAAUGUAUUAUUAGAAGAAGUCUUCCAUUUCUGUUAUAUGCAAUGGUCAUGCAGAAGGGCUGGAAAGUAUUGCUACAAAAGUUGCAUGCUAUAGAAGACUUGGAACGCGGGUGGCGCUGUGGGUUAAACCACAGAGCCUAGGACUUGCUGAUCAGAAGGUCGGCGGUUCGAAUCCCCGCGACGUGGUUAGCUCCCGUUGCUCGGUCCCUGCUCCUGCCAACCUAGCAGUUCGAAAGCACGACAAAGUGCAAGUAGAUAAAUAGGUACCGCUCCAGGCGGGAAGGUAAACGGCGUUUCCGUGCACUGCUCUGGUUCACCAGAAGCAGCUUAGUCAUGCUGGCCACAUGACCCAGAAGUUGUACGCCGGCUCCCACGGCCAGUAAAGCGAGAUGAGCGCCGCAACCCCAGAGUCGGUCACGGCUGGAUCUAAUGGUCAGGGGUCCCUUUACCUUUACCUAUAGAAGACUUAUAACCUCUCCCCAGGGUCAUUGCUUUAUUUUAUUUUAACAGAAAAUAAUAUAUUCACUUAACCCUCAUGUUUUUUCUGCCUGUGCACCUGUGCAGGAAUUAGGCUGCUAAUAUGGGCUUCUUCCUAUCUCCUUUUAAAAUGGGCUAGAAUUCAGUUGUGGGGCUAUACAAUGCACUUUCACAAAUGUGGAAGAGGCCAUGUAAAUGCUUCUCUGCAUCGGCUCGUAUACCAAAGAGGAAAGGUCACAGUUAGGACUCCCAGUACCAGGCACAACUUGAAAGAAAAAGAUCUCAUUCCCCCCUCUAAUGGAAAAUAAUAGGUUUUCUAAUGGAAAAUGCUUGUCUAAUGAUUCUGAAAGUGGCUUACUAAUGGGAAAAUUGGUGGAAAUACUAUUUUUUUUAAAAAAAAACCUGUUGUGGAUGUUUUAAAGAUACAAAAAAAUAAAUAAAUAAAUAGUACAGUGGUACCUCAGGUUACAUACGCUUCAGGUUACAGACUCCGCUAACCCAGAAAUAGUACCUCGGGUUAAAAACUUUGCUUCAGGAUGAGAACAGAAAUCGUGCUCCGGCGGUGCGGCGGCAGCGGGAGGCCCCAUUAGCUAAAGUGGUGCUUCAGGUUAAGAACAGUUUCAGGUUAAGAAUGGACCUCCAGAACGAAUUAAGUACUUAACCCGAGGUACCACUGUAGUCAGUCUAGUAAUGUUAAAUAAAUAUAAAAAUGCAAAAAAAAAAAAAAUCUAGGUAUGUUUUCCAAAACUCCUAAGUGUCAUCUGUUCAUGUCUGAGUGAAAGAGUAAUAUGGAAAUAAAUAGGAGCUUGUUUAUGUUUUGCUUUUUAAAUCUGAGAAUGACAGGCAUGUAGUUCAAAUGCCUUGUCAAAAGUAAUGUAGCCUGCAAAGUGAAAGAUUUUUUUUUUUCUACACAGCUUUUCUCACAGUGUCAUCAAUCAAAUUUCCCAAUUACCUUGGUGGUGUCCCGGUCAUCUGCUUGUCUUAUACUCAAAUUGUAUGCUAAUAUUGUACAGCCCCCACCCACCCGAAUUUUAGAAAUCUCGAUUAACAGAGGAUUCUGAAGCAGUACUAAAGGGGGCAGAAACAUUGCUCUUUUUACACAUAUAUGUAAAAAAUGAAAAUGGGACAGCUGUAAGUGGAGCAGACAACUGUGCUGGCUGCUGUCACAUUUGAAUUCCUCUGAGUUAACAGCCUUCUCCUCGCCUGGCUUGCAAGCUAUCAAUCAUGCUACAUUCCAAUCUGACUUCGUCAACCUGCUUCACACCUUUCUAACAUCCUAAAUGAAGCAACUGCCUCUCAAGACAGAACUGGCCCAGUCAUCAGAAUGUGAGGCUGCUGAUGAAAAUGGUAGGAAUCGGGUGCCCCUAUUUUCAAUGAAGAAAUGUUGGAGAGUAUGGAAUUGAAUCUCCUGCGUCAAAUAAAGUCCUGGAUCAGUCUUCCGCAACCUGGUGCCCCUGGAAGUUUUGGACCACAACUCCCAUUAGCCCAUGUCAAUUGUAUUUUAGUUUGUUUUUUCCCCAAAUUUUUUUAUUCAUUUUAUAACACAACUAAACAACACAAACAGAAAAACAGACAAUACAAACAAAUUCUUGCCUUAUCCUUAAUUUUUCUAAACAUUGUUAGGUGAGCUUCCCCAAGUCCCCCCUAUCUGAUUAUCAUUUUACCUCAUAUUUAGCAGUUUACAUAUAUCAUAAUUUUUAACCAUUUUUUAAAUCUCACUUACUUUUACCAUAAAAAUCUUCACAUUUUAUCACUUACAAAUAAUUCUAUUUUAAAAUACACUAUCUUCUACUUCUAACCCUGCAGCCUAUAUCCACUUCCAAAACUAUUAUAGGAUUUAAAUAUUAACAUAUUUUUUCAAAUAUUCUUUAAACUUCUUCCAAUCUUCUCCCACCGUCUCUUCUCUCUGGUCUCGGAGUCUCCCAGUCAGUUCGGCAAGUUCCAUAUAGUCCAUCAUCUUCAUCUGCCAUUCUUUGAUACUUGGUAAAUUUUGUUUCUUCCAAUUCUUCACUGUCAAUUGUAUUUUAAAGCCCUGGCAGCUUAUAUUGGAUAAUAAUAUAUUUCUAUUUUAUAGCGACAAGAAAUGUUUCAUAAUACUAACGUUGAGAAAGCAUGAAAUAACCACUAGUUUGUCUCUGUCUCUGUCCGUCUCUCUGCUUUCUCACAUUAAGGCAUAAGAAUGCUGGACGGAAUAGUCACAGACGCCAUAGAAGCAAGUUCAAUCGGUUUCAGCCCAGAUCAUGUGGAUAUUUAUAGUGCCAGCUGGGGCCCAAAUGAUGAUGGGAAAACUGUUGAGGGACCUGGCCGGCUGGCACAGAAGGCUUUUGAAUAUGGCAUCAAAAAGGUGAGGCCUCUUAAUCGAGAAAAUCACAGUAUUUUUAAGCAGUUCAUACAUGCCAGGGUAUAGGGCCUGGGAACUUGUUUCGUUCCAAGGAGCAGUAUUUAUGUGACUUGUUCCCUCAUUCUGCUGUUUUAGAACAAUUGGAACUAUUCUAGAGAAAAGUUGAACAAGAGUGGCUGAAUGCUUUUACAUAUCCUCCAACUUUCCUCAGAUGAAAAUAGGGACAUUUCUCACCCUCCCUGCCCCCAAAUAAUCCACCUCAACUCCCUAUUUUUUUGUCCACCCAGCCCCCCAGCAUUUCCUAUCUGAAAAAGGGUGAGUGUCACCACUGCUAAACCAAUGGGACACGACACACAUGCCCUCCACCAUCUUAAGAAAACCUCUUAAUCCCGAUUCUAUUUUAUCAUUUUCUUUCGUAGAUUUACAAAAAGAAAAACACACACCAAUAAAUAAAUUUUAGAGAGGCACAAGAUUAGACACACACAGUAUUUUUUUUAAAAAAAAAAUAAAUCAAGACUCCUUGCACUUUGCUCCGCUUCUUCUUUCUUUCUGACCAGGGCAGCCCUGCCCUCUGCCUGCCCCUCAGAGCCAUGGCGGCAUGUGGGGCUGGACCUUAGUGGUAGCAGCCUCAUCCUGGCUUGCUCUCCAGCAGCUGCUAUGAGCUGUCCAAGGGAGGAGGCCAGCGGCAGUGGCCCUGGAGAGGCCGUAGAGAGGCAACAGGAUGCUCCCUCAGAGCCGCCGCUGCAGCCGCCACAGCCUCCGCCACUGCUGCCACUCAGGACAAACACCAGCUCAUCUUCCUCCCCAAGCGGUGGCAGCAGUGGUGAGGAAAAUAGGGACAUUCCAGGAUCAAAUCAGAAGCCAGGAUGUCCCUGGAAAAUCAGGGCACUUGGGGGAUAUGCUUUUAGAAUCUAGGGCUCAGCUCAAGAUCUAGAUAGCAGCAGCCCACGUUGUCUUUCAGCUCGUUUCCUUGACUGCCUGUUUUGCUUCCAAUACUAAUGGGGGUCUUGUGUGUGCAAAGAGCUGCUAUAAAAUAUUGAUGGAAACUUUCUGCUUCAUGAAUAUUGCAUUUGUCUCUCUUUAACAUGCCCAGAUUUUAUGCAUUAUUUUGCAAGCCCAUGGAGUAACUCAAUCCAAUUAUAAUUAAGAUGGUGAGAAUGCAUGAUGAGGGGGGAGAAAUUCUGUCAUGCUAGCUCUUUAGUCUAGCUAAAGAUCAUGCAGGCCUUUAUUGGCAUCUUUUUAUUCAUGCCUACCUAUGAAAUACACGUGUACCACGUGUAGCGCUGGGAGAUCAGCGGGCCCAGGGCAUGCUUGGUUGCAGUGUGUUUUGUUUGUUUGUGUGUGUGCGUUGGGGAGGGGGUGUUGCUGAGUCAAAUUAACAAUAUCAAUUUGUAUGCUGUUGGAUAGGAUUGGUCAUUAGCUUGUUGGCCUGUAUAUGUAAUAAAGGAAAAUGCUGUAGAUUCUGUAGGUAACGAUGCUGUUUGCCUGAUCCAGGAAGGAAGACCUGUUUGCAUUGUACCAAAGGUGCUGAGUUCCGCAUGACAUGGGGGGGGGUCAUUGUGUGCACGUGAUGUCACAUAUGCAACACACACACGUGACACCAUGCUCAUUGGGAGGAGGCCACAAAGCCCAAUGAGGCCCUUUGCCACCCAGGGUAGGUCCAGGGGGCCCCUCCACCAUUGUGGGGAGGCCUGGCAAGGUCCUCUGCUGUUGCAGGGAGGCCUGGCAGGGCCUGGCCCCUCAAGAUUGGGAGGCCUCAGCCCCAUAGAUUUGACACCUAUGCAUUAUACCCACAUAAUGGUGCCCAUCCCCAGUUGAACAAAUAGGAUGCAUCUCUUGAUGUCAAUGGGAAUACUCAGCCACGUCCUAGUAGCACUUGCAAUAAAUCAGCUGUCUGGGAUUAGAACUGAACAGUGCUAUUUUUCUAGAAAAAGAGGUGCUGGAACUCACCAUGAAAGCCUCCCUUGUUCUCUUAUAAUGGCAAUGGGGCCCACCUGAGAGGUGCCAGAACUGAGUUCCAGCGACUUCCAGCUGAAAAACAAAAAGGCCUGAGUUUGAAUAAGGGCCUGUGCAUAAAUCCAUUGGAAGUUAAUUGUAUUUGCUUUUAAUAUAUUGCUCCAUUUUUGUAGUUUGCCUGUUGGCCCACAUAGAUCGCACAACAGGGAGCUCCAUUUUAGCUGGCAGUAACAACUUGUAUAGACAUAGUUAUGAAAGUGAUCCAUCAACAAAUGUACAGAAAGCAACUUGGCUGUAAGGCAGUUUAGAAGUCCAGCAGCCUUUCUAGUGCUUCACUUAUAUUUUUCAUAGUUCUCACCUCAAGAAGGUUAUCUUUAGUACUGGGAAAUGUUCCAAAACAGGCAACCAAAGUGACCAAGAAGUUGGAGCUACUCCCUUUUGAAUUGGUGGGGUUUUUUUGUUUUUGCUUAGAAGGUGAAAAAGUGGAUAAGGAGAAGUUUUCCUCCCUGCCUUAUCCUUCUUAAGUAAUUGUGCCAUGUCAGCCCUGGACUACUGCAUGGCCUCUGUUGUGGCCUAUAUGAGGGUGAGUAAACUGAUUCUGAAUCCUGGCAAGAUGGAGGCAUUGUGAGUGGGUGGCUCCUGAGUCAGGAUAACUGAUCAAUGGCCUGCUUUGGGCGGGGUUAAAUUCCCCCUGAACGAGCAGGUACAUAGUCUAGGGGUGCUCUUGGAUUCAUCUUUGUAGCUGGAGACCCAACACAAUGUUGCAUUUUAUUUGUCACAUGUUUGCUUGUUGCUCUGACUCAGGCAUGGGGAGCCUUUUUCAGCCUGAGGGCCCCAUUUCUUCAUGGACAACCUUCUGGGGCCCCCAUUCAAGUGGUGGAUGGGUCCAAAGGCAACAGUGGGUGAUGGAACAGAUUGUGAGCUUUUAGUUAUAUCUAAGUUAUAUGUAGAGUAAACCCAUUGAAAUUAGUGGACAUAAGUUAGCCACAUCCAUUUAUCCCACCCAUGGAAAAUCAAAGGUUUCUGACUUUUGACAGAUACGUUUGACACAGACACUUUUUCAUCCAGGCAAGCAAAGAGGCAUUGUCACAGUCCAAUGACAAAUUCUUGCCAAGCAAAGGCAGUCGGGAAGAGCAUGGAGCAGGACUGGGGAGGGAUGUGUUUGGGGGAGAAUCCUAUGGGUCAGAGAAAGAGUCCUGGAGGGCCAAAUUUGCCCCUGGACCUGAAGUUGCCCACCCCCACUCCAGUUAAUCAAAUGCAUUCCUUACAAACAUUGCCAGCAAUAAUUUCUUUCUUACUACUCUUUGUCCUCUUUGGAAAUUCACCCAAGCAGAUUAAUAGUGGACCACACUGUUCUUUAUAGUGAGUGUAAGUUCAUUAAUUCAUUUUUUAAAAAAAAGACUCAACAUAAACUAUCUGCUGAAAAGUCACCAGUAAGCUACUACAAGAUCUAGCCAAUAUAUUUUUUCAUGCUGCUCUAGCUCUGAGUGUUUGCAUUUUUAUAGCUGGGGCGAUUGGUCCCUGACUUUAACUAAUGGAGAGUCAUGGAUUUUGAAACAACAGGAAGGCACAGAUUAUAUAUUUUGCUAUUCCACUGCCAUGAAAGUACACGCCAAACAUAGAACACUUGAAAUGCCAAUGCGCUUAUGUGAAUCAUACACUAGUCACAUGGGUAAUAAAUCAGCAAUAUUAUACGUGAAAUUCAUGGAAAUGAAAUGAAUUCUUAGCAUCUAUUUAAGUGUUGUUUUAAAAAUAUAUACCUGGAAUCGGUGGUGUUCCCUCAGAGCAAUUAUUUCUGUUGGUUACGUUUUGUUUUUCUGUGUAUAUUGAGUGUAUAUUGUUCAGUUGAGCAAAUCACGAGAAAUUCAGAUGCAAUUGCUACCACCACUCCUAUUGUAAAAAGUGGUGUUAGAUACUGCUAAAGCUUUAGAAGUUGUUGUUCUACAUAUCUAAGGAUAAUUCUGAAUGUUUCUUUUUUUAAAAAAAGAAAUGUUCAUAUACUCAGUAUUGUCUUAUCGGAACGGCUGCGACUCUCCAGAGUCUCAAGCAGAGAGCUUCCUCAUCACCUUCUAUUUGAUCUUUUUAACUAGAGAUUUCAGGAACAGAAACUGGAGCCUUCUAUGUGCAAACCACAUUCUUUAGUAUGGAGCCUCAGCCAUUCAUCAGCCACACAGCCAUGCUAUUCAACCAAGCACCCCUCAUACCUCUCCAUCACUAAAAACCACUUUGUCCCCCAAUGUGAAGUUUUCACCGCAUAUUCCUCCUGUCUCAUUCCCCUUAGCCUUAAGGGGUCAAGCCUUUGAAAACCCCUGUAUCCCCAAUCUACCGCACCGCACUAGACCACAUGUGAGGGUUUCCCUAAUCAAGUUAUCCUUUCAUUUACAAGAGAGAAACUGCAUUCAUUUUCAACCUUCCACGACUGACCCUUCCCACUUCAGAAUGUUCUUAUAGCUACUCAGUGAAUGUUCAUCUACUUAGUAUUGUCUACUCUGUAUGGCUGCAACUCUCCAGAGACCUUAUAGCCAUGCAGUGAAUGAAGUGCUGUACUCUUGCACCAAUUGCAAAUUGUUAUAUAUUGUUCUAUUGUAUUAUUCCAAAAAAAGGGGAUAACCUUUUCUCAAUCAAUUUAUAUAGCUCACUUAUUGCUGAUGUGUUCAGUUCAGCCUACGAAAUGGCUGCAACAAUGAUUUUUUGCGGGAAUGUACAGCGUUGGGGCUUCUACCCUUGUGAUAACCAUGCUGUUCCUUUCAUUUCCUAUAGGGGCGAAAGGGGAAAGGUUCUAUUUUCGUCUGGGCUUCUGGGAAUGGCGGCCGCCAAGGAGACAACUGUGACUGCGAUGGCUACACAGAUAGCAUCUACACGAUCUCCAUCAGCAGUGCUUCUCAGCAAGGCCAUUCUCCCUGGUAUGCAGAGAAGUGCUCUUCAACAAUGGCCACAGCAUACAGCAGUGGGGAUUAUACUGACCAGAAAAUUGUAGGUUGUUUUUACCAGAUUUAACAAGCUUUCAUUUUUGAGGGGAGGGGAGGAAAUCGCCUGAUCCAUGUUUUAUGUUCUAAUAUGCCAAGUCCUUCUGUAGUGGGAUGUAAGAUAUUGCAUUUCCCUAAUGAUAAGACAAAACAACCUUUCACUUAAGAGCAAAAAGUGAUCCAUAGUUUUGUCUUCAUGGUGUUGAUUGCUGAAAGAAAGAAUGUCACUUAUGGGUGAGAGGAGGCUCUCUCAAAUCUGUCACCCUGAAGGACCAAACUGCCUCUGUAUCACUAAUAAUAAUAAUAAUAAUAAUAAUAAUAAUAAUAAUUUAUUAUUUAUACCCCGCCCAUCUGGCUGAGUUUCCCCAGCCACUCUGGGCGGCUCCCAAUCAAGUGUUAAAAGCAAUACAGCACUAAAUAUUAAAAACUUCCCUAAACAGGGCUGCCUUCAGAUGUCUUUUAAGGAUAGGAUAGCUGCUUAUUUCCUUCACACCUGAAGGGAGGGUGUUCCACAGGGUGGGUGCCACUACCGAGAAGGCCCUCUGCCUGGUUACCUGUAACCUCACUUCUCGCAAUGAGGGAACUGCCAGAAGGCCCUCAGCGCUGGAUCAGCGCUGGCUGAACAAUGGGGGUGGAGACGCUCCUUCAGGUAUACAGGACCAAGGCCGUUUAGGGCUUUAAAGGUCAGCAUCAACACUUUGAAUUGUGCUUCUUGGACAGGGAAUUGGAUUGAAUUUGCUUUCAGUGUUUGGGGAGAAAAUUUGUGGGUUUCCUGUUCCUUUCAUGGCAGGGAACAUCUCUGCUCAUAGACCAACUGAUAGAUUUAAUCUUGCAGCGAACAGAUCACCCUUCUUGUCAUGUUUCUAAAACAGGAGGUAGUAUGCAAACUGACUACAACCCUAUCAGAAAACCACAUGGAAGUAGCAAUCAUAUUGCUCCUAUAGCAUGGAAGGGGGGGUGACCCCUGGUCUGAUGGGGGUUAAAAUAACUGAAGUGUGAUUGGUCAGAAAUACUUCCAGUUUGGGGUUGACUUAUAAAGCGUCCCGUAAGUGCAAAUAGGAAUAUGCCCUGUCAUUAGUUCUUCACUUUCACACAUUGUACCUUUCCUUGCUGACAUGUUAGGUACUUUAUCUAAGUGGGAAACUUCAUUUUCUGCUUCUGUUGGAGGGGAAGAACAGCAUUCAGUCUCAAACUCUGUGAUUUUAAAGCCAGAAAGCUCUUUAAAAAUUCCUAAGCCCAACAUAGCAAUGUGCUUUAUGAUUCAUUUGUAAACAUGGAAAGCUAACUUGUAUGCUCCUUGAGAUCUCAGAAUAAGGCAAGUUGCUUGACUUGGACAUAUUGUCCUUCAGUGCAAAAAAUGUUUGGAUACAAAAACUAGAAUUAAAAUGCAUGCAGCAAAAAAGAGUCUUCCAAUCUCAUCCACAUUAUUUUAUUAGAAAGAGUCAAAUGUGCCCUCAGGUUGGACACAUUACAAAAAUGGGAACUAGAUCCAGGCUCAACAAUCACUCAUGAUUAUUGGGUUUGUUCUAAGCAUAACUCAUUCUGGAUCCCACCCAUAGACAAGAGUGUUUUAGUGCAUGGAGACAGUAAACUCAAAUUCUGUAAUUUAUAAUGUUUAUCUCCUUCAGAUAAGUGCUGACCUUCAUAAUGAAUGCACUUCCACACACACUGGGACAUCUGCUUCUGCUCCUUUAGCUGCAGGGAUCUUUGCUCUGGCACUGGAGGCCAAGUAAGUCUUCUUAAACUCCCUUUUAGUACCCAUCUCUUUCUUUCUUGUUAUCAUCACUGUGAAAAUUAUGGCAAAAACCCUCCAGCAGUUCAGGUCUUUAAAGUUAGCUGGAUUGUUUUUAAUCGGCUCCCACUGUUCCUCACACUGUUUAACAUAUAGGCUCGUUUCCAGACUUAAUCAUGUUUAGAAUAGAUCAAUGGGACAUACAGGUAGUCUGCAAUCCUAACCCCACUUACCUGUGAGUAAACCCCACUGAAUUAAACAGGAAUUUACUUCUGAGUAGACAUGGUUAGAACUGUUCUGUAACUUACAUCCCCCUGGUUCCAAGCAUGACUAAAUAUGGAUCCAACCCACGGUAAAUAUAAAAGCCACUGGCAUUGACAAUUAUUGAUUUAGAUACUAGGAAUUAGACGCCCUGCAAGUUUCAAGGUGGUGAUCUUUCUCAGAGGCUGAAUGAAAGCAGGGUGGGAGAGAAAGGACAAAGCUUUCAUCCAUAAAUCAUUAUGAUCUUCCUUGUUCAACCCCAAAAUUGCCUUCAUAAAUGUUUACAGUGAAGGCUGCAGAUAUAUAUAAUGGGGAAUAGUAUUGUGACACAAUAGUGAAUCGACUUAACAAAUGUUAUAUAAUGAAGUAGCAUUGAUCUUCUAACCUACUAUUCCAGCCAACACAACGUAAUCUUUUUCUCUAUAAAAGUCCCUGCAAAAACAUGGCUGGGGAACCUAGUAGGGAUCUGCUGACUGAUGGAACUAUGUGAAGAACAGUGGACAGCAUGAAAGCCCCAGGAUAUUUUGCUAAGAAUGCCAAAAUUCAUGAGCAUAGCCCCACCCACUGGAAAGAAUGUACUAAGUGUGUGGAAGAAAAUUCCAGUGGAUUGUGGCCAAAUACCAUUGGGUGAGAUAUUUAGAAAUUGACUAGAAUUUUGUUUGUGAUAGUCCUAAUCUAACCUGGAGAGAUAUGCAACAUUUGGUAGUCUGGACAUCUGAAUUCGAUCCGUUGGCCAACAAUCCGGGUUGGAAGAAGAAUGGAGCCGGACUGAUGGUGAACAGCAGAUUUGGAUUUGGAUUGCUCAAUGCCAAAGCACUGGUAGAUUUGGCUGACCCUAAAACCUGGAAAGAAGUACCCGAAAAGAAAGAGUGCAUUGUUAAGGACAGCAGCUUUGAACCAAGGUAAAAAUUCCAUUGUUAGUUAAUAGCCUAUGUCUACCGGAAAUAUUUUAUCCCAUUAAAGACACUUGAAAAGCCUAGAAGGUGAGUCAUUGUUGCUUACCAGGAGAAAGGUAGCAGGGUGGUCAGGGUGGUGCAAACACAACUGCAGGUGCUUCCAGUUGGCUCUGUCAGUGCAUUUGCAUUGUGAUUACCUCCCUGCCACCUCAUCCUGCUCCCUCCCUGUAAGAAGCAAUUAUCCACCUGCUGGGAAGCUAGCAUAGAGGGUCUGGUCCAGUCAGCAACUCACUUAAGUUUUUAAAAAAGCAGUGUUCCUGGUCUACUGCUUCCCUUUCAUGUGCAUUAGAACAAGAGGAAGGCGAAGAAUUGGAAAGGAACCACUAUUCAUUGGUAACAGAGCAUCUGGCUUUGCAUGUAAAUGGUUCCAGGUUCAAUCCAGUCAAAAGUCUUUCAGGGCAAUGGAUUGGCCCUGGAUUGCUGCUGCCAGAGAAGACAAAAAUGAUAUCUGCUCUGUGCCGCCACCACCACCCCAAUACCAGGCUGCUUUGAAAACUUCCCCAUGGUUCUCACAGGUGUAUGUAGCAUUGUAAUCUUGGGCAUUGUGGGAAAUUUAGCCCAUAGCUGCGUGGUACAGAGCAAGCAUCAAAGACCAGUGGAUCCUUGAACCUGGCUUAGGUUGUCAGUUCAAGUGCUGAUGCUGGACCUGUGAAAUACUAAGGGUGCCCCAUACAGUGGGAUGAAAAAACCAUUAUACACGUUCCUGCUCGUUCACCCAGAAUUUAUUUCAAAGGAGCUUUACAGGAACAAUAAAUGAAGCAAAAUGUCCAUAUCUUACCAUGAGACUAUUAAUAUCACAAGUGGUGUAAAAAGGCAACAGAACCUCACUGAAUAAAUGAAGAGAAUAAAUUGACAUUGGGGGGAAAAUAACUUGAUAAUUUCCUUGUAACAUUGCCAGGUUAUUAAGAUCUAGUGGUGAAGUUACCAUUGAAAUUCCCACAACAGCUUGUGAAGGUCAAGAAAAUGCCAUUAAAUCCCUGGAACAUGUACAAUUUGAAGCAACGAUUGAAUAUUCCCGCAGAGGUGAUCUUCAUGUGACCCUGACUUCUCCAUCAGGUACAGGAGACAAACUACCUAGUUCUGCUAUGUCUAGUAAUUGUACCCUAGACAAAACCAGUUUCUCUUUUCUUUUUGCUGUUUUGUAAUGUUUUGGGAGCUGUCAGGAUUAAGCAUCCCUUUGGGAAGUGGGAUGCUAGUAUCAGCACACCAAAAAACCCUGAAAUGUCAAACUAAAAACGUGUAUCAAUGAGGGCGCUUUUGGAUGGGAAAGCAUUGUUUGCCAGUAGCAAGCACAACUGCAUGUCAACAUGCAUAUCUUCUAACAAACCUACCAGAACUGAGCAGGGAUUUGAUCCAGAGAUUUUCAUGGGUUUGGGGAGGGGUGAGCCAGCCACCACAAUGCUCCUGGCACAUGUUUCAAGGGGAAAACCCAAAAUAAUGGAAAAAGAAAUGAAAGCACAAAGGAAAUUAAAAAGGAAACGAAAUAUCUUCCCCAAUCUAUAUACUGUGUACCUGCCUCGAGCUAUCACUUCCUGGAAAAUUCAUUUACUCCAUGGUUUUCUUGGAGAUGGCCGUGAUUCAUGUUCCCUCUAGCAAAUUAGGCAAGGGAAAAACAAUGGCUAAAGGCAGAGGUGUUGUACCUGGGCUCUUGGUAGCAUCACCUUGCUGAAAGUAGGUAUACGUGGAACACUUUUUCAGUGAUUUAAGGGGAUUAACAAAAGGGGUGAAGAAAAAGUGGAGGAAGCCAAUGGAGGCAACCACCUCCUUUUUAAAACCCAGAGUACCCUGGGAAUGAGGCUGCACAUCAUAGUCUAGCACCAUCCCCAUUGGGGCUUUCUCAAAGAGUAGAACCUACCGAGAUGUUGCUUCUUGUUGCAGAAAGUCUCUGAAAAGGUCCGUCACCACUUUCACUAAGAUGCGGGGAUACUUCCUUGGCUCCACCUUAGUUAGAUUGUGUGAGUAAAUCCCUGCUAAGGCCAAUAAUGUAAAGUAGAGAGGUCCAGCAGUGUUAAAAUUGAAAUAUAACUCUCCCUUAUUGAGGGCAUGUGGAGUUUAAUCUAUCUGCAACCAGCCAUUGUUGUCUUAGCAACAGAACUCAUCUGCAACAGAGCUCUCCUAUUUUAUAUCUUCCAUUUUAUAGCUUCUAGGCAUUUUUUUAAAAAUCUUAUUAUUUCUUAUGACCAAUCCUCAGGGCCCCUUCAAGCUCUCAUUAAAAUUAGAAGUGAGCUUUCUGGUGCUUCAUCCAUAAAGAAAAUAAUAGUGUGAGAGAUCACAAAACCUGUCAAUUUGCAAAAUAGGGACGCCACCUCCCUUAUCUACUCCUUUAGGUAGUAAUCUCCAAGUUGCUUGCUCCAGAGCAUGUCAAUUGUCAUCAGCCAGGACUACUCUAAAACAAAUGUGUUGCAGAAAGCAAAUUGAGAGAAGAGAAAAUAUGAAGGGUCGUAGCUCAAUGAUAGAGCACAUGGUUUGUAUGCAGAAGACCCCCCUUUCAAUUCCUAGCAUCCCUAAGGAGGACUGGAGGAAACCUGUUUCUGAACCUGCUGUCAAUCAAUUUAGAGCUGCUACCCACCAGUAUACUAAGCUAGAUGGACCAUUGGUAUGACUUAGUAUAAGGCAUGUUAUUAUGUUCAUUGAAAUCAAUGACAAAGGCACUGAUCAUAGCCCACGUACAUAGCCCACUAAUACUAUAUUCUUAAUCUUAUUCCCCAAUCAUAAAAUCUGAACCAGUUACUGAAAAAACCAAGCCAAAUCCAAGACUUUCAGGCCUUUAAGGGUCAUUUCCCCUGCUCAUGGCAGUUUCUUUUUUCCUUUUGCCUGUACAGUAUAUCGACACAUUAAUGGACAUGUUGUUAGUUCCAUUCAACAUAUGCAAAACCUACAAUCUUGCACAACAACUGUAUAUUGAAGGAGAAGCAGAGCCAUGCUACUAUCCCCAUCCUUGAGUUUGUGCGUCUAUCUGGCCCUACUCUUAGGCAUGGACAUCUAAGCAAUGGAAUUUGGUGUAUGUUGACUCUCCAUGCAUAGGAUUUCACAGGAGCUGGAACCCUGGGUGAUCAAGACAACAGCUUCUGUCGAAACCUCUUUGCAUACUGUUUAGACCUGGCUUCCACUGCUGAGAUGUCCGUGUCCAAUGUGUGGGUUUUGGUAGUGGAGCAGGAGAAGACUUCCAAUGUCAGGGAUGGUGCUGGUAGUGUGGCCCAAGUAUCUCUUUCAACACAUGCAGGGAGCUAAUGUUUAACUCGUUUUGAUGAGUUUUGCAAUGAUGUGGAAAGGUGCAGAUAAUGGCAGGGAUCCAUGGAAGUCCUUGGGCAAACAUUUGUUUCUAAACAAUCACUGGAGAAUCCCUAUUUAUGUCUUCUGGCCCAAGGAUCUCUGCAUAACAAGCUGAGGUCCCUCCUCACAUCCCACUUUAUGAGCAGCUUGGCAAGCAGUGCAGGGGGCUGCUCAGUCAGAAGUUGUGGAUUUUGUAAGUGACUGAUCUCAAUGCCUAAUUUCUAAACUUCCAGGAAAGUACACAAUGUAUUCAGUCAUUGAUUUUAUUUGUUCAAUGUGCUGAAUCAUUUUGGCAGUGCAUUAUGAUCUACAGGAACUCGGUAUUCCCAAAUCCAUAUAUUACUAUAGCUCUUGAGAGACAACAAGCUAUUCCUUUAUUCCUCAGUGAACCUAAGUGGUACAGACUGUGAAACUCAAGGUCGUUCUGUGUCUCCAGAGCUGACACUGUAUUUAUCACUGUCUGCUAAGCCUCAUCAGUUUUCCUCGUGUGACCUUAUCCUGGGAUUCUUAUUCCUUUCCUCUAAUACAGGGACCACCACAGUCUUACUAGCCGAACGGCAAAGAGAUAAGUCACCCAAUGGCUUUAAAGACUGGGAUUUUAUGUCGGUUCACACUUGGGGAGAGAAUCCAACAGGCACAUGGACUUUAAAAGUUGUUGAUACGGUAAGCAGGGGAAGCUACUGAAGCAGUCAAAUGCAUGAGUGAAAUGAUACGAGGGGUGUAAGCCCCUUCCUGCCAGAAGCGAGGAAAUAUAAUCAGCGCCGCAAAUACCUAUCACUUUAGUUUGGUUGGAAAUUAUCGUCCAGGAGUUCAGCUGAGAUAAGAAGACAUCACUGUUUCUAAUAAAAGAACAAUGCUUUAUUUUUGCACAUUGUGACAGAAGCAAUGAUUCAUGAGAUUGCUUUAAAGAGCAGGCAUGUAUUUAUUUUGAAGAAAUUGGGGUACUGAGAAAUAAAUGCAACAGGACAAUGUAUGGAUUUCAAAGAGUAACACAAACAGUGUGUAGAAUGGUUAAAAUGUUUAUUUUAACCUACACACCAUUUGUGUUGCACUUGGAGUCACUGCCACCACCAGUUUAUUCUCCUCUGUCUCCCACCUGUACAAUGUAAAAGACUAAUUAUUCUGCUAUGACCCCUCAGUCUAGACGAUUGCAAAAUGAAGGAAGAAUUGUGAACUGGAAGCUGAUUUUGCAUGGCACUUCAACUCGACCUGAGCACAUGAAGAAACCUCGCAUCUACACAUCAUACAAUACUGUCCAAAAUGACAGGAGAGGUGCGGAAAAGAUGACGGAUUUUGUAGAGGUAUCAAUCUAUACUCAUCAUACCCAUCCUUAAAGCAUCCUUGUAGCAUUAGAAUCAAACAGGAGGAAAUUUCCCCUUUUAAAAUGUUUUUGUCUUUCUGGAAUUUCUCCAUUAUUGGGUCUAUGUAUAUCUAAUUAAUGUACAGAAUUGGCAGGCAAAAAUAUGUGGCAAUGGCUAUUAUGUAGCUUAGAUGGCUUUAAAAGGGACUAGAUAAAUUCAUGAAGGAUGCAACAGCGACCGUUAGUCAUGAUAGCUUAAUGCAACGUUUGCCAACCUGAUGACCUUUAGAUGCCCCUGGUGGUUCCUCUUUUGAAUGGAAGUGAAGCUCAGCUUCCAACCAUGGUGGCCAUCUGCCAAAAUGCAGUGCCCCAGCAAUAUAUAGAUAUGAAAUAUAUAGAUUCCAUAGAUCCAUAGAAUGGGUUCUGUACAUUUUAUAGAAGCAUAGACCUUGCAUUUUGAGUACAUUUAGAUGACAGGUGGUCACCAUUAAUGGAAGCAUUGCUGGGUCAGAGCAAUGAGGGACCCUUUUCAGGCUCUUAGACAAUGCCUGACCUGGCUGAUCACUGGCACCAGACCUGAACACAAAUGAACUUUGAUAGCUCACAUCACACUGCAUGGAACAUUCUGUUUUAUAGCCCCUUUGCACAUAAUAGCUGUGAGGAAAGCUUGAGUGUGCUGGCCCCCAGCCCAUGAACAGCUGGUUGUAUGAGUUCAACCGCCACAGGCAACAUUGAACUUUUGACUUGGGGUUUCCAAUCUGCUCAGCGUUUGCUUUAAACAUGUGGAGUUCUUUUUCCUUUUGCUAAUAUUCAAUGGCUCUUGACAUUUGGCACACUCAUACAUAUAUAUAUAUAUUUCAGGAUCACACCACACUGGAGAACCUGAGUGGAAAAAGGAAGGUGACAGAAAGUACCACUGGCAAAGAUAAAUUACAGGAAGUGGCCUCAUCAGAUGCAAUGCUCCGGCUACUGCAAAAUGCCUUUCGUGACCAGAUGGGUGGGAAUCAAGUACCAAAAAAGGUGCUAAGUGAAAACUCAAAUAUUCCCUAUGAACAUUACUAUCAAGCUCUUGAGAAACUAAACCAAGCCUCUCAGCUGAAAGACUCAGAGGAGUCUCUGUAUAGUGACUAUGUUGACCUUUUUUACACUGCCAAACCAUACAAGCAUCGGGAUGACAGACUACUCCAAGCCUUGGUUGACAUUCUGAAAGAAAAAGAUUAA